AUGUCGUCCAUGAAAAGGAAGUUCUACGAGAGGGUCAGUCAGGCCUGCGACAUGUGUCGCAGGAAGAAGAUGAAGUGUAAUCAAAAGCUCCCGUGCCAAACAUGCAAAGAUCGUGGCUUUCAUUGUGUAUAUUCAGAGAGGAAGUCACGACGAACCAAUUCGUCUCGACCGCUUGGGGAUGCCUGUCGGUUGGACGAGCCGCCCCCAGCCGACAUCCGCUCCCAUGAUCGGUCCGAAGGAGCGAGACCGAGUGAGAUCGCCUCUGAUGCAGUACAGACAAGCGCGAGGAUAACACCCAGUAACAUACGGGAAGUAAACCAAGAAGGGGUGGAAGGGAAGAAUACGCACACGACCGGAACCGAGUUCUAUGGCAACAGCUCUAACUUUGCCCUGCUGAGCCAGCUCUUUGCUACGGCCAGAAAGCUCUCUGGAGAUUACGUAGAUAUGCCGAGGAAUGCAGUUCAAACCCCAUUAUCAGUUGUGGAUAUGCUCUACGACGAUCAGUCCACCAUCCCUGAUUCAGCUCCACCGGCCCCGGUCACAGCGGCGGGAAGGACGUCUCAACUUCCUAAGGCCCCCGAGGCCGUGUCUAUCGGAAAGGAAUCGCCGCCGGUCACGAAAUCGACGGGUACCGGUCGAGAUGUCACGGUGGGACUGGGACAAUCGGGCGUUUGGGAUUGCUUCAUUGGCAGUCCGAUGAGGCUAGAGAUGGAGUACGUCAAUCUCUUCUUCGAUAAUAUCCAUAACUCGCUGCCAUUCUUGGAAAGGAAGUCCUUCAUUCAACGAUGUGAGCAGGACGUCUGGGUGCAGAGCACAGUCAAGCAGCUGCGGCGAGAUCAAAUGCACCUCUUUGCUCUUUACAAUGCAGUGCUAGCAGUAGUGGCGCUAACUGCCAGUCCUGAUGCCUUUCUUUCGCUACGGACUGAGCUUGAAGUUAGUCUGACUGAACGCUCAGCAACUAGACCCCCAAGAGACAUCCCUUCCUCUAUCUUCCUUUCCAAAAUCUACUUUCGCAGAGCGCGUCAGCUGCUAGGAGACGUUUUUGAGGUCUGUUCCAUUGAAAGCGCCCAGGCCCUUCUAUUACUAUCCAUAUAUUGUCAACAUGCGCCCAAGCCACAUGCCUGCUAUAUGUACAGUGGUAUGGCUGUGCGAACUGCACUUGCGAUCGGCAUUUCUCGCGAUGAUCGAUCCCAUUCUGAUUAUCACAAUUUGGCCAGGGCCCGAACCUGGUGGGCUAUUUACUACCAGGAUGUCGAAGCAUCCUGUCUAUCUAGAAGAUCCAGUACAUUGGCAGGGCCAAAUGAAUACGGGCUGUCCUACAACCGCAUGUCAGGAGAGCUCGCUUCAUCCACCUCUCAAAAUCAUCCAGGCGGGGAUGGAAGUGAAGGCGCGCUUGUGACUGUCUUAGCUGACCUCUCGGCGAUAUUACAAUGCGCAUCCAAGCGUUUAUACCAUUCCUCGAGCGCACUCUCACCGGAGCGGAUGUCACAGUUGGCAACCACAUUGGACCAGGAUUUGCUUUGUUGGAAGCUCCAUUUGCCAAAGCAUCUUGAUCUUGAUCUUGACACCUUCACCGAGAAUGAGUGGGUGAGCAAACAAAAGUUGAUCUUGCAACUACGUUUUCAUCACGCACAGAUGUUCAUUCACCGACCCUAUCUGUCCAUAGCAAGCAGCGAUAUCCAAGUCGACCACAGGCACAUCUGCCUGGAGGCCGCUCAGAAGACAAUCACUCUAGCGUAUGAUGCCUAUCAGCAUCGCCAUUACUUCCGAACAUGGUGGUACAACACCUUCUAUGUUCUCUAUGCCAGUCUGAUUAUUCUCCAUACCAUUCUUCUGGGAUACUCACAACCCUCAGUCGAGACACGUAUUCAAGACGUGCAAAAGGCCGUGAAAAUCCUGGAGUCCAUGAAAACACUGAAAGUAGCCCAACGAUGCGCCGACGUGAUAACUGAAAUCCUCCACGUCUGCAAAUUCUCUCUCGAGCGGGCUACGAGAGAGCAUGAGGCGCCGAAUAUCCCCAUAGGCUGGGCUACAGGAACUCAUCAUUCCCGUGUCCCAAUCUCUGAGGGCAGCUUGCGACGUGAGGCUCUAUCUCAAAUGCCGAACCCUGAUCAGGAAGUCAUGCAUCUUGACUCAGCAUGUACUAACGUUUUCUCAACACACGAUGAUCUUCUCACAUUUCUGGGAGAUCCAGCACCAUUGGAAUGUUUUGCACUCGGCGUGGGGAGUUGUAGCCCCAUGGACUUUGACUAUUCGGCUGUUUCUAUGUAA
Aspergillus pseudonomiae is the source of this 2271-nucleotide messenger RNA. RefSeq names its product transcription factor domain-containing protein. Gene Ontology annotation, molecular function: RNA polymerase II cis-regulatory region sequence-specific DNA binding; zinc ion binding; DNA-binding transcription factor activity, RNA polymerase II-specific. Gene Ontology annotation, cellular component: nucleus. The transcript is spliced from 2 exons. Bases 1 to 2271 code for a protein of 756 amino acids. The record is from RefSeq and is a predicted model, not a curated record. Gene Ontology annotation, biological process: DNA-templated transcription; positive regulation of transcription from RNA polymerase II promoter by galactose. Lineage: Eukaryota; Fungi; Ascomycota; Eurotiomycetes; Eurotiales; Aspergillaceae.